AUGGCGUCAACCUCUAGUUCCGCCGCAGCUAGGAGAUCUCCGUCGCCCCCGCCACCUCCUCCACCGCCUCCUCCAGCACUGCCGCCACCACAAUCUUCUCUACGCAAUCCGUUCGAGCCGGACAUACAGUCGCCACCGCGCAACUACAUAGAAGAAAUAGCCAACAAGAGAAGAAAAAUCGAACAAAGGCAAGACAAAUCACUCAUCCAUGGCUUCACACUUCAAGAAGAACACGCUGCAAGAAUUCUCCAAUGCAACAGUCUCGUUCCUCUUCGAGAAGCAAUCGAUGAAUACGCUCAAACCAAGAAUCAAAGGUUACUAACAAUCUUCAAAUCUUUCGCACGUCUUUACCCUAAUUCGUUCUCAUUCAAACUCGCUAAAAUCCUCCAACUCCAACCUUCGCUUCAAAUUCGAACCGAAGUUGUUACUUUUCUCCUAAUCACUCUUCACGAAGGGGUAAACAAGCCGAUGAAUUCUUCUAUCCUAUUACAACUCAAAAAUCCUCUCCUUAAUUCACUCAUGAUGGAAUCUGAAGAAAUUAUGUUUCCUUGGCUUUGCGAAUUGAUCGGUCAAGUCGCGGAAAGGUUGUAUCUAUAUUCUCUUGGCGGUUGGGAUGAGCUUCUUCAGUACUUUAUCACGUGUCUUUCUGGCGAAUCGGAAUUGAAUAAUAAGAAAGGGUUUAUAAUGUUAACAGAAUUUCCGGUGGAUGUUGCUCAAAAUAAAGAGUUCUGGCUGAAUGAUGGGAGGUUUGAUCUUGUCUGUGCGAAAAUUUUGGAAUCAGUUUACUCGGAUGAUAAUGAAUCGAAGGCAUUGGGAUACAAUGCAGCGAUUUCUUUGAUGUUAUUGUCAAAGGAUCUUCAGAGAACAAAUGUAUCCGAAAUUCUCUUGCCGAUGUUGUUGAAUAUAAUCGAUCAGCACGAAGAAGAUGCGGGUUUGGUGAGUAAGCUUAAGCGUUUAGUGGAUUUAGUUACGUUGGACGAUGGAAAUAUCUUGAGGGGAAAACACCGUGAAGUGUUUUGGUGCAUGAUUCAAGUAGCGGAGAUAGAAGAUGCGAGUGAUGAACUGAGAUAUGAAGCGGUUAAUAUCAUCAGAGAGCUUGAUAAGGAGAAUGUGACUGCGAUGGAAGGUGUGAUAAAGAAUCUUUCUCUAGCGGAUAUGAGAAGGGUAGUUGAGGUUGCUAUCAACAUGAUGGCGUGCAUUGUUGAGGAUCCUCUUUGGUUUGAUGUUGACAAUGAUGAUUGUAAAAGUGCUGGGUUCACAGAGAAUUUUAACCUUGGGCAAUACUUGUUGAAUUGCCUCUGUUUAGAUGGGGUUGAUAGGGUUUUUGUUCCCACGGCAAUUGACAUUAUAAGAACGAAGUUUGCAUCUGAUAUGCUUUGGCGAUUACGUCAUGCAGCUAUGUUUGCCAUUGCUUCAAUUGCAGAGAAAAACUUCAAUGGGAUGGGCAUGAUUCAUCACUUUGAGAAAGUUGCAAUGCUGGUCCUCAAUUCGCUGGAUGAACUGCAUUACCGAGUACUUUGGGCUACUAUGCAUGCAAUUAAGCAUUUGAGUGAAUGUAAGCAACUCUUAAUGCAUACUCAAUAUGACAAGAAGUUCUUGGAGAAACUAGUUCCCAUCGCGAAAUGUAACUCUUGUGCCCGUGUACAGUCAUAUGCUGUUAUUGCCAUUCGUCUCUUGGUAAUCACUUGUGGCUUAGACAAAAUAUCCCCUUUUGGGGAACCAAUUAUAGCAUCAUUACUCAUACUUCUUAAGCAUGAAAAAAUGAAGUUACAAGGAGAUGCUAUUGAUGCCCUGAAAUCCAUUGCAGUUUCAAUGCCGGGAAUUUUUCGCCAAAAUCAUUACGAUUCAACAAUGGAAGCAUUGAAAGUCACUGUGUUCAAUAAGUAUAGUUUACCCAAAUUGUUUCUCCGCGCCAAAUGUCUAGAAUGCAUGGUAUAUCUUGUUAGAAAAGUUGGGCCAGAUAAUUUCAUAGAAGAGGAAGCUGUUCAGGUCGUGGAAUCUCUAAUAUCACUUGAUGGAAAAUUGAGCAAAACACAAUACUUAAUAAAAUGUAUCGUCUUAAAGGCUCUGGAACAAAUCUGUCAAUGCCCAAGAGUGAGCAUUGACAAAUUUAUCGAUAAAAUCACGCCGAUGUUGCUUGUGGAUGAUAAGCCAUAUGAGGAUAGGUUUGCCAUUAUAUUUUACCUAGAUGAUGAUGAAAAAAGAUUGGUUGAAACUAUGAGAGUUCGGGCUUGUAAUACACUGUCAUAUUGUGCUGUUCGGUCAUCUAUAAACUUUUCUCCCCACAUUGGCAAGGUCACUCAAAUGUUUAUACGUUUGCUUGGUUGCUCUAGUUUUAAAAUCCGCAAGGCUUCUAUUUUAGGUCUUUCAAAACUAUUACUCUCACUUAAAGUAGGUGACAGAAGUAAUCAGACUAAAAGAGAAACGACUUUGAUCAUUGUGCAAGCUCUGGUUACAUUUUUGAAGCACAUGCAGGAAACUGAUAGGGAUUUGUCUGCACUAGUAUUGAGGUUACUUGCUAGAUGCAUUCAGACCUUUAGCUCAUUUUUCACUGAUCAAUUGAUCAAGGAUAUUGCCGAUGAGUUAAACGAUACAAUAAAAAAGAUUAUUAAAUUUGAAAUAGAAAAAGCACAAGAAGAGGGGACUUCAGAAGAUUUAGAUGAACCUUUGCCACCGGAAGAACCAACUGAGGAAGCAGUUCAAUUAAUAGCAACAGCGAUUGACACAUUUGGAGACCAAUUCAUGCUGCAUGUUGAUACCCUAAUGUCAAAUGUUGUGGUGUUUUUGGCCGAUGACAAACCAGAUAGAGAGAUAGCUUUUGCAAUUUCCAUUUUUAACGUUAUCUUCCCACUAUUCCCAGACAAAUUGCCACAGUAUCAUGGAAAAUAUGGUUCAAUCUCCUAUCUUGCUUUGAGGAAAAAUUAUCCUUGUGCCCGGCUGCAUGCUACACGGGCAAUAGGUAUCUGUGCUAUGUUUGGAGGAGAUCAAUUUAAAGCCUCUGCAAGAGGUAGUAUCUUAAUACUAUAUAAUGUCAUGAGUAACGGGCGUUCAACAUUAUGUGAUACGGCAGUUGCAUCUCUUGGAAAAAUCUAUGAAUUUCAUCGUGAUUGUAUCAGCGACCCUGAGAUGGUUGAAAAAUGGUUAAACUUCUUACCAUUGAAGCAUGAUUUCAAUGAAGCUAGAUAUGCACAUGGACUGCUAGUUAAAUUGAUACAAAGGUCGGAUGAAUACCUUUUUGGAAGCAAUAACAAGAAUCUUCCCAGGAUUAUUUCCGUUGUAAAAGGAAUUUUAUCUGGACCUGACCGCCUGGGAACUGAGGAAGCUAUUACUCAGAUGAUUGACUUCGUGGAAAAACAUCGUGCAUGGAAAUCUUAACUGCGGAAGCAUCAAGCGCAACUACCUCCCUCUAAUUAUAUUAGGCUUCAAUUGGAACUGAAGGAGGUGCAUGAGUUACUGGUUUCAAAUUGAAUUGUAUAAUAGACAACAUUUGUACAUACAAAUACAAAUAAUACAAAUAUGCAAUAAUCCCCUCAUUGAGUAUAUAUACCAUGAGAUGUGGCUUUUGUAACAAAU
This is a messenger RNA of Trifolium pratense (red clover), 3573 nucleotides long. RefSeq names its product ran-binding protein 6-like. Gene Ontology annotation, biological process: protein import into nucleus. Gene Ontology annotation, molecular function: nuclear import signal receptor activity. NCBI's taxonomy places the organism in Eukaryota, Viridiplantae, Streptophyta, Magnoliopsida, Fabales, Fabaceae. The record is from RefSeq and is a predicted model, not a curated record. The coding region runs from base 1 to 3375 and encodes 1124 amino acids. The transcript has 19 exons. Gene Ontology annotation, cellular component: cytoplasm; nucleus.